AUGGUGCCCAUCCACCAGGCGCUGCAUCAUAAAUGGAAGAAAUUCACCUCCUUCGUGGCCUCCAAAGGCUUCUCGGUUCUCCAGCCACCCUUCCAUCUUGCUCCUCUUGAACCACUGGCGACUACUCAGCUGAUGCUGAAGACUCUCUUCUUCUUCGUGGCCGUCACCUCUGCCAGGACAGCUGGAGAACGUCCUGCACUUCGUCACGAUUCUCCGUUCCUUCAGUUCUACAAAGACAAGUCGGCUGGGGUCGGAGGAGCUCCGGCUACGGUUGCGGAGUGUCUGGCGUGGCUCCGGAUUAAGAAUUUCAAUCCGGUUGGAAAAGUACGAGGUUCGGCCUUGACAAUGAAAUGGGGCCGCCUGCGGGCGCUGUUCCUUCUCUUGGGGGCCUGCGAGGGCUCCUCCUCGCAUUCCCUGAAGUAUUUCUACACAGGGGUGUCUGAACCCAACCAGGGGCUGCCCCAGUUCAUCGCUGUGGGGUACGUGGAUGGCCAGCUCUUUGUCCAGUACGACAGCAACACCCGGAAAACGGAACCUCGAGCGCCCUGGAUCGAGAAGGUGGAGGAGGAGGAUCCCUGGUAUCAGGAGCAGAGCACUGAGAUGUUUAAGAACUCGGAGCAGCUAUUCAGAGAGAACCUGGUGAUCUUAGGAAAUCGCUACAACCAGAGCGGAGGCUUUCACUCCCUGCAGGAGAUGCUUGGCUGUGAGCUGACGGAAGACGGAAGCAAAGGAGGACAUUGGCAGUUUGCGCAGGAGAUGCUUGGCUGUGAGCUGACGGAGGACGGGAGCCCAGGAGGGCAUUGGCAGUUCGCCUACGAUGGGAGGGACUACAUCGCCCUCGACAAGGAGACCCUCACCUGGACAGCAGCCUGUCCCAAGGCCCAGAUCACCAAAGAGAAGUGGGAGAAGGAUCCGACCCUUGCCCAGAGACGAAAGGACUACCUGGAGGAGAUUUGCAUCGAGUGGCUGCAGAGAUACCUGGACUAUGGGAAGGAGACGCUGCUGAGGAGAGAUCGUCCUGUGGGGAAGGUGACACGAGAGGAGGGCUACGAUGACAGGGAGCCCCUCGUCUGCCAGGCUUACGGCUUCUACCCCAAGGAGAUUGACGUCACUUGGAGGAAAGAGGGAGAGGUCCUGCAGGAAGGCACUUUCCACAGGAGCGUGGCCCCCUAUCUGGAUGGGACCUACCACGCCUGGCUCAGCAUCGAGAUUCUUGGUGGGGGUGGGGGGGCAGUAGGACAAAUUUCAUAG
Molecule: messenger RNA, 1251 nt
Organism: Pogona vitticeps (central bearded dragon)
Lineage: Eukaryota; Metazoa; Chordata; Lepidosauria; Squamata; Agamidae
Source: RefSeq, a predicted model, not a curated record